ACUCAUUUAAUAACAAAAUAUGCAAAUCUAGGAGAGGAUUCCAACCCAGUAGCUUCUUUUCCUCCACUUCUUUCAACUUCAUUUAUCCUUUCAAUGCUUGCACUCUGUGAAGAGAGGUACGUCUUUUAUUGGCUUCCAUCGCUAAAAUCCACUUACUUUUAAGCUGAAUUCGACUUUGAAAUUCAAGAACUUGAAUUUUCUUAUGCUGCUGAAUGCAGUUAGUCAUUCGAUGAAUAAGAAGUAGUGCUAGUGUAAGCAGAGGCCACCGUACUCCAUGGCCUCCCUGAAGCUCUCAGUUUCUGUAGAUAACAGCUGUUAUGAGUCCAAGAAACAGAGGUUUGCUUUGAAUUCAUUGAAAUUUGGCUCAAGUACCUUGUUUUCGGGUUAUGUGAUUACUAAUGGGGCGCUUAUUGUGAAGCCCUUUUGUAAACUGAAGCAGAUUAGGGUUAAUGGGUUAGGAAAUGAGCUUUUGGGUGCGCCUGAGUCGACAUUGGAUGGUUGUCAGAUUGGUGAUGGGAAGAAAUAUGUAGCUGGUGAUCAUAUGAUUUUAGAAACCCCAGAUUUUCAUGGAGAUUCUCAUAAAGGGAGAGUGAAUAUCUGGAAAAAGCUUAGGAGUGCAAAUGCGGCUCGGAAGCACACUAGUAGGAAUUUGGAUGUUCAUAGAAAUCGCAACAAGUAUAAGAAGGAAGAGAAAGUCGUGGGUCCACGACAAAAUAUAAAACCAAACAGAGUCUUGGAUGGCCAGACUGUAGUGGAUUUAGAUUUUGAUGAUCUUGCGCCUGAGUUGAGCUACGAGCGUUGCAAUCUGAUCUUAGAACAGCUUGAGAAAAGCAAUGGUAACAAAGCUUUGAGGUUUUUUGAGUGGAUGAAAGUUAAUGGGAAGUUGAAGAAGAACAUGACUGCCUAUAAUUUGAUUCUUAGGGUUUUGGGUAGAAAGGAGGACUGGGGUGAAGCGGAAGUCAUGAUCAGGGAAAUGGUUUGUGACUCAGGUUGCGAGCUUAACUAUCGGACUUUCAAUACCCUUAUAUAUGCUUGUUAUAAGAAUGGGCUUGUCGAUUUGGGAGCUAAGUGGUUCAGGAUGAUGUUGGAUUAUAAGGUUCGGCCAAAUGUUGCUACUUUUGGAAUGCUUAUGACUCUUUACCAGAAGGGUUGGGUUGUCGAGGAGGCAGAGUUCACAUUUUCUUGGAUGCGGAAUCUGAAAAUAACGUGCCAGUCUGCUUAUUCAGCUAUGAUCACGAUUUAUAUACGCAUGGGCUUGUAUGAUAAAGCAGAAGAUGUUAUUUCCUUCCUGAGAGAAGAUCAUGUGGUUUUAAAUCAGGAGAACUGGUUGGUACUGCUAAAUGCUUACUGCCAGCAGGGCAAGUUAAGUGAUGCGGAGCAGGUGCUGUGUGCAAUGGGAGAAGCUGGCUUUUCUCCAAGUAUAGUUGCAUACAAUACAAUGAUCACUGGAUAUGGGAGAGUUUCAAGUAUGGAUCACGCAGAACGCUUGUUCCACGACCUUAAAGAAAAUGGUGUUGAGCCUGAUGAAACAACAUAUAGGUCACUAAUUGAAGGUUGGGGUCGAACAGGCAAUUAUAAGCAGGCAAAACUUUACUACAUGGAAAUGAAGAGGUUGGGUUUUAAGCCUAAUUCCUCAAACUUGUAUACAUUGAUGAGAUUGCAAGCCAAGCAUGAAGAUGAAGAUGGCGCUAGAAGAACUAUUGAUGACAUGAUGCUGAUUGGUUGUGAAAAAUCCUCCAUCCUGGGCAUUGUCUUACAGGCGUAUGAGAAGGCUAAUAGACUGGAAAAGAUGUCUUUGACUUUGGAAGGUCCCCUGUAUGAUCAUGUUCUCAAAAACCAGACAUCUUGCGCAAUUCUUGUAACAGCUUAUGUGAAAAAUUGCUUGAUUGAUAAUGCACUGGAAGUUCUGAGAGACAAGCAAUGGGAGGAUUCUAUAUUUGAGGAUAACUUGUACCACCUAUUAAUAUGUUCAUGCAAAGAUUUGUGUCAUCUUGAGAAUGCCAUCAAAAUAUUUACUUACAUGCCAAGAUCUGCCCGACCAAACUUGAAUAUCUUCUGCACAAUGAUUGACAUUUACAGUAAAAUGGGCCUUUUUAUUGAAGCUGAAAAACUUUAUGCGGAGUUGAAAACUUCAGGUGUCAAAUUGGACAUGAUAGCCUUUAGCAUUAUAAUAAGAAUGUAUGUCAAAUCUGGGUCUUUGAAAGACGCCUGCUUGGUUUUGGACAUAAUGAAUGAACAAAAGAAUAUUGUGCCUGAUGCGUAUCUUCUACGUGAUAUGCUCCGCAUUUAUCAGCGAUGUGGCAUGGAUGAUAAAUUGGUCAAGCUGUAUUAUCAAGUGUUGAAAAAUGGUGAAAUUUGGGAUGAGGAAAUGUAUAAUUGUGUUAUAAACUGCUGUGCCCGUGCGUUGCCAGUUGAUGAACUCUCAAGGCUUUUUGAUGAAAUGCUUCAGCGAGGAUUUUCACCGAAUACCAUUACCUUCAAUGUGAUGCUCAAUGCUUAUGGCAAAUCUAGACUAUUUGAAAGGGCAAGGAAAGUGUUUUGGAUGGCCAAGAAACGAGGUCUAGUUGAUGUUAUAUCUUACAAUACUAUCAUAGCUGCCUAUGGGAAAAAUAAAUACUUAAAGAAUAUGUCAGCAGCUGUCAAGAAAAUGCAAUUUGAUGGUUUUUCAGUUUCCCUUGAAGCCUACAAUUGCAUGCUGGAUGUCUAUGGGAAAGAAGGUGAAAUGGAAAAAUUUAGAGGUGUCUUGCAGAGGAUGAAGGUUUCUAACUGUUCUUCUGACCAGUACACUUACAACAUCUUAAUCAACAUCUAUGGAGAGCAAGGAUGGAUUGAAGAAGUUGCUGGCGUGCUAACGGAAUUAAAAGAAUGUGGAAUCAGUCCUGAUUUGUGCAGCUAUAACACAUUGAUAAAAGCAUAUGGGAUUGCAGGAAUGGUUGACGAUGCCAUGGCUUUGGUCAAGGAAAUGAGAGAAAAUGGAAUAGAACCUGACAGGAUAACCUAUGCUAAUCUGAUCACUGCAUUAAGAAAGAAUGAUAUGUACCUGGAGGCUGUAAAGUGGUCCUUGUGGAUGAAGCAGAUGGGCCUAUGAUACUUGUAUUCAUUCAUACGCACGCUACUGUCAUGGUUGUUCUGCUUCUUUCCUCUAUACAUCCAUCUAGACCUCAUAGCAUAGACGACUCUGAAUCUGAUGCAGUGGAAGUGGCUGGAGUCUUUGUUGUACACUGACAUCAGAUAUUCAACUUGUACAAAGUGCAGACAGGGAUUGUUCUGAAUUACUCCAUGUUCCAUCAAGAACAGUGAAUAUGUUGAUCAUACUGUUGUCAAUUUGCCAAUGAGGUCUAACGGUGGUCUUUUAACUGAUAUAUCUAGAGUACCUUUUGGUUAUAUGAGCUCAUGUAAUUCAAGUAGGAUGAGAUCCACCUUUUAGCUGUUUAUAUAUAGUUUAACAGUUAUUAUUUAUAAUUUGUAUUAAUCUUCUCCUUUUAAUUUAAUGUCGACAGGAGGAGACACACCAUCGUCGUUAUCUUUACAUAUCAAAUGAAAAAUAAAGAAAACAGUUAAUUGCCUAGAGAUACUUUCACAUUGCAUCAGUCCUUAUACAUUGAUAUGAUUUGCUAUCAUUCUGCUUUCAGUGUUCUCAUAAUUUCCUUCAGACACAUAAACACUGCUUCUGGUGUAUAAAAGUGCAUACUGCAUUGUGUCUUUUGCUGAUUCGAGGCUUGAAGUGCAUGAUUGGCAAGGCUGAUGUGUUUUUCACAUGAUCCAGUGAAGUACCUUCUUGUUCUCAUACUUCUCGAAGAGCUGCUAGAUUUUAUGACGUAGUUGUUUUCUCUAUUCUCUUUACUCGAGGCCACUAGUUUGCUAAUUCCUGUAAGAAUGUAAGAAAAUAUACUUUUAGUUUGCUUUUUCUUGAGGUUGUCUUAAAAACAAAGUUUAUUUUUCACUAUGAUGUCCAAUUAUAUGUGCAGCAACUUCUGUCCAAGAAGACGUCCUUGGAAAGUGAUGUUAAUGGCCAAGAUUCGGCUUUAAACUCCCAAGACGGACCUAGAGUUUUUUGUUUUAUUCUUUUUUCAGUUUUAUGUGAUUUAUAUACUAAUGCUUGGCUCUGACACUAUGUGCAAGUAUGUUUCGCAACAAUAACAGAAA
Molecule: messenger RNA, 4146 nt
Organism: Sesamum indicum (sesame)
Lineage: Eukaryota; Viridiplantae; Streptophyta; Magnoliopsida; Lamiales; Pedaliaceae
Product: Tetratricopeptide repeat (TPR)-like superfamily protein
Molecular function (GO): protein binding
Source: RefSeq, a predicted model, not a curated record